Molecule: messenger RNA, 711 nt
Organism: Candidozyma auris
Lineage: Eukaryota; Fungi; Ascomycota; Pichiomycetes; Serinales; Metschnikowiaceae
Exons: 1
Coding region: 1-711 (236 amino acids)
Source: RefSeq, a predicted model, not a curated record
AUGUCAGCGUCUGCCGAUAGAGGUGCUCCCCUCUUUGAUCACCAGAGAGACUACAACCAUGCCACCGACAACACGUACAAAGAUUUGAGGGACAAGGCCGACCAGAUGUAUGAGAAGCGGAAAAAGCUCAGUGCCCAGUCACAGGAUGCGUACCAGAAGGGAGACAAGCAAAAGGCACACGAGCUCAGUGAGGAGCUGAAGAAAGUAUUGGCGGAAGCAGAAAAAUACAACCGCCAGGCAGCAGAGUACGUUUUUCGUGAGAACAACGCCGACUCGGCAGGGGACGAGAUUGACUUGCACGGGCUCUAUGUCAAGGAGGCGGAGUGGAUCUUGCAAAAGCGGUUGGCAGAGUGUUUCAGAACACAUCAGUCGCAUUUGCGUGUGAUAGUGGGUAAGGGGUUGCACUCGCAGAACGGAAUCGCCAAGUUGAAACCGGCAGUGGAGGAGUUAUGCCGUGAGAGCGGCUUGAAGCACCACAUCGACCCAAAAAACACAGGCGUCAUGGUGAUCGACUUGGCAAACUCCCAGGGCCAGCUUCCUUCCCACUGGGACCAGUCGCCUAUUUCCCAGGGCGGGUACCAGCAGCAGCAGCAACCUCACUACCAGCAGCAGCAGCAUGGUCAAGGCAACCAGUUCCAAAACAUCAAAACAGGCAACUCUCUUGUGGAUGGCUUGUUGCGUUUAUUUUGCCAGUGUAUCAACUCCAAAUAG